AUGCGAUUAUUGAUCGUUUUGUUGUUGCUUGGGGAUGUGCUUGGGGAGUACAGUUUGACAAUCUACCUGCGACGCCUCGAUGUCGGACAGGGGUAUUUGCUAAGUGGAGAUCAUUGCACGGACACGUGGAAUCUCGGAGAUCAAUGCAAUCUACAGUUGAAGUUGGGAGUUUGUUUGGGCGUUCCAUUGAAUGUGAGCAACCCGUGUCCCAAUCCAACGCCGAUCGAUCUCUCAAAUGUGACAUCAAAUUCGAAUGCCGUCGAUUUUGCGGGAGGAGGCACUAUCUAUGGGGCAUGGAAAAACCCGAGUGUUUUCCCAAAUAAUUCCACUGAUGCAAUUUAUGCGGGUUUCUCGUUGUCUGUCGAGAUUCGCGAGGCUCGCGGUGGAGCCAUCAUUGACAGCUAUCAGCAACAAUUCGACGAUGGGAACACACCAAACAAUUUCAUGUAUUUUUCUCAUCCGAGAAAUCUCCUUGAUCCGACAAUGUUAUCGGUGGCAUGGAAAGCGACUGGAAAUCUGCCAACACCGCCCCCUCCACCGACCACAACCGAAGCCCCUACACCGACCCAUACGACUGCCACCGAGCCCUCCACCGAGGAGCCACCAUCGACGUCAGCCCCGAUUACCGCAAAAGAUUGUGAAGAGAUGGAAUCAAAAAUUGAUGGAGUAUACCCAAUUCUCAUCAAUGGUCAAAUCGUUCAGGUGUAUUGCUCAUUUGCCUCCAACGUGGCUCUCACUCAUAUCCAGGGACGCGGAGAAAAGGACAGCACAGAUUUUGAUGUGACUUUUGACAAAUACAAGGAGCCUAUUGGAGACGCGGACAAGGGGAACAAUUUCUGGCUCGGAUUAGAUAAUAUAAAUCAAUUGACAGCAAAGAAUGACCAAAGUUACUCGUUGAUGAUUGAAGUUUGCUGUGGAGACACUUCGAUCUCCAAGCAGUACUACACUGAAGUCCAGAGAAAAAUGGGUGUAGCCAAAUAUUCUGAUAGAGAUUUAUCAUUGCUUUUUCCGGUGAGUGACUCGUCCACUGGCUAUGUGUUGACUGGAAAAGCCACCCUCGGCAUUGGCCUCAAUUACGCCGAUAACACGGACGGUUAUGGCACAGAUCUUGGACGAAAAUUUGUCACAUAUGACUCUUGGAAAGAUAACGAUGAUAAUGAGUAUUGCAAAGUCAUCUAUGACGGCCCAAAAUACACGGAAGGAUCAGGCGGCUGGUGGUUCGGUAACUGUCGCGAAAACCUCAAUGGGCAUUAUUACGAGGCAGCAGUUGAUCUCGAUCUCAAUUGCAAGAUCACCGUACCUUCCCCCUGGAAAAAAGGUUCGGGAAUCGAGUUCGUCACACAAAACAUUGCGACACCGGUCGUGAAUGGAGUGAGCUACACGAGGACACGAAUGGCCAUCUAUCGGGGAACAGCACAACCUACUGGACUUAAGAAUUUCUGUACC
Messenger RNA from Mesorhabditis belari, 1446 nucleotides. Lineage: Eukaryota; Metazoa; Nematoda; Chromadorea; Rhabditida; Rhabditidae. The record is from the annotation of a GenBank genome assembly.